Molecule: messenger RNA, 1912 nt
Organism: Rubroshorea leprosula
Lineage: Eukaryota; Viridiplantae; Streptophyta; Magnoliopsida; Malvales; Dipterocarpaceae
Source: the annotation of a GenBank genome assembly
AACCGGUGGCCGGAGUAAUCAGUCUGAAUCGAUCAAAAGAAGAAAGCAAGUUUCAGGUAAUCUUUGAUUCUUGCAUUUUCCUUCUUCAUUUGUUUUUUCGAUUCUUGUUUUUCUUUAAACACCUGCUUCAUUUCGAUCAUGGAGUUUAUCAUUUUCUCCGGCAUGAUUAGUGUUCUUAUGUUUCAGGGCGAGAUUGAAACUUCAAAGAGGGAUUUUCUUUUCGGCUUUUUUUUUUUUUUUUUGUUAGAAGUGAAAUAAAAGCGUUUGGAAGGAUGGAAAGUUUCAGUAGAUUACCUGAUGAGCUUCUUUUACACAUUCUCUCAUUCCUUAGUUUCAAAGAAGCGGUUCGUACCUCUGUAUUGUCAAAAAGGUGGAGGUAUCUAUAUGCUUCAUUAUCUAAACUUGAUCUUCACUUUCGUCAGUUUGCAUUCAAGGAGGCUGGUCAGAUUGAUUUAAUGAAUGUUGUGGAUAGAAUAUUCUUUUACCGCGACAGAUGCCCCAUAGAUAAGUUUAAAUUCAGGUGGCUAAAAUCAGAAGCUCUUGACCCUUUGCGCCUUGAAGGUUGGAUAAAAGCUGUAAUGUGGCAUGGUGUUCGAAAUCUUCAAAUUCGUUUUGAUCCCAUUGAGUUGAAAGAGUUAUUGCUGCCAACUAGCUUGUUUACUUCUAAGACAUUGGUGGACCUGAAGUUGAGCUACACUGGUGCCUUGAACAUGGAAUCUGGUGGCUCUGGUUUAGAACUGCCUGCCCAUGUUUUUCUCCCAUCUCUUAAGUUCCUUCACCUAAGAAAUGUCACUUUUUCGAAUGUUGAUUCUUGGAAUAGGCUGUUUUCUAACUGCCCUGUCCUUGAGGAUUUGUACUUCUUCUUCAAUAAUGGUCGCUGCAAAUUUACCAUUACGCAUCCUAAACUCAAGAUGUUGACCCUACAAUGUGCUCCCACUUCGCGGAAGUAUGGCAGAACUGAGAUUGUGAUUAAUGCUCCAAAUCUUGUCUACUUGGAAUACAUUAUCAAUGAUGCAGAUUCUCUUACAUUUGUAAAUGUCCAGUCUCUUGAUGAAGCCGAUAUACAAUUUUCAGAACUUCAUGGCAGGCAGAGGCGUUACACCCGUGUUGCAACUGAUGUUAUGGUGGCGAUAAAGAACAUUCAGACACUUUGGAUAUCUGGUCCUACUAUAAGAAUUCUCAAAUUGUUCAGUGUUCCGAUCCCUGUGUUUCAUAAUUUGACUCAUUUGACUAUUCAUCAAUGUGAUACUAAGGUGAAUGAACUACCAUAUCUACUUGAACGUUGUAAAUCUUUAGAAACCCUUGUUCUGCAGGAUCUUUUUUUCUGGGAUCCCAAUGCCUGGAGUUCAGUAAAGGAAUCCAGAUUCAGUUUUACAUUUUGCCUGAAAAAAAUUGAAAUUUUGAUAUUUUUGGGCAAGGACAGUCAAAUGGAAAUGGUGAAGUAUUUUCUCGAAAAAGCAAGAGUUCUAGAGAGCAUGGAAAUUCAUAUUCCGGUAAAAUAUGAAAAAUUGUCGAAGAUAAUCCGAAGGGUGCUGAUGUUACCAAAAGUUUCAAAAGAAUGCAAUGUCACUUUUUUCCAGGCCUAUACUAUGGUGGAUGGGAGCUCUUUUUGUCAGCAUUGCUUAGAAUGGAAGGUACCUGACCAAGGAUGAAAAGGUUGUACCUGUUUUCUUGUCAAAUACAAAGUUUCGGCCUUUCACGUGGAACAUCUCAGCAGUGCUCCAUGAGAGGCCCUUGGGGGAUAUCAAAUUUUCUUUGGUUGUGCUCAACUACUUUCUAAAGAUAAAGAGACAUUUAGACACUGUAAUUCUUUUUUCGACUCAAAGAACUUGAAGUAUACUUUUUUGUUCUCACUGAAUUUAGACCUUUGCUCUUGCUUUUAUUGAUUGUAGAAUCAAUGAAAUGGUCAAAA